GAAGAAACAGAAGUUUUUUUCACCCAAAAGCGAACGGACACAUCACGACAUCGCGCAUCCACAACGUCAGUAACAGUUGUUUUGUUUGUUGUGUCUCCAUCCAUUCUACGGACUUAUCGAGCAGAAGAAAAACGCGAAUUUCAGCUUUCAUUGUUUGAAAAGUGAAGUGCAGAAAGGAAGCAAACCGAAAAUAUCUGACAUUUUUAUCAGCCGAAUCACGAUCGAAAAACAGUGUGCUGGGUGUGGGAAAAACAGCAACGACAGACGGGGGCUGGUUGACAUUUUUACGAUUUUUCCUUCAUUGUUCGUGUUGGUACGUGUACCCGUUCGGCAGGAAAAGAACUCGGAGCGUUGCCUGGUUGCGGAUGCAGCGGAAGAUCACUCAGCUGUCCGGCAGCAGGUAGAGAUAGACGAGUAGCGACCAGCAACAAUGGAGUACUACGCAAUUUACCUUCCCUACAAGGAACCGGAGCUGUCAAUCAAGAGCUUCUACAACGAUAAGGAGGAGGCACUGAAAGUGCUCAAAUCACACAAGGAAGCCCGGCUGAAGGCGUUCCGCACCAGCGAGGAGGCGGUCUAUUUCUAUCUUAAUGGGCCAUCGGAUCCAGUGGCAUCGACCGCACCCAAAUCUCCAACCAGCUCGGCGUCCAAGCUGAAGCUCGAAAAGACCCCCUUCAAAGCCCCGAAAAGUCAGGAGCUGGUGGCCUUCCGCAAGAACAUUGAAAAGAACGAACUGGACAUGGUACGGAACAUCGUUCAGCUGAAUCCGCGCUAUCUGGUCAGUUCCGGCGAUAUGCCAACCAUCCUGAAGGAGGGCCCCCGCUACAACGCUCUGCACGUGGGCGCCAUCGAGGGCAACACCGACAUGUGCAAGCUGAUACUGCAGACGAUCGAACAUCCCGGGUUCAUCGAGUUCCUGCAUGGUCAACGGAAUCCCUCGACCGACGAGGUCAGUGCCAUCCUGCUAGAUCUGUACCUGAACAUGCCGGACAAGUGCCGGAGCGAAACGCCACUGCACUUUGCCGCCAAGUUCGGUUCGGCUGGGGUGGUGGAAGUGUUGAUUUCCUACCCGCAGUGCAAAAUGACCCGGAACUCCGACGGGCAUCUGCCGAAGGACAUUAUUUGCAGCCGAGCCAAGAGUAAAAACGACACACCGGAAAUCCGCAAAGCCAUCGCCGAUCUCCUGCAGGAGCGGUUUUUUGUUCCGGUUCUGCGAGCCGUCGACAACAGUGCCCCUCCCGUGGUGGGAGAACCGUUUACCCUCUCGAACCCGCCGAAUCUGGAAUCGAAGGACCGAUUCAGUCCCAAGCUGGAAAUAAAAGCCUACGCUGGACCGAUGGACAAGGAGAAGGCACAGGUCUUCUGCAAACGUUGGAAGACACCGCCGAGGUUGAUUCCGUCGCCCAGGUUCAUAUCGCCGGUAAAAACCAUGAGUUCGAGCAAGAUUCCGGUGUCUACCGUGGGUGUGGUCAGUCCACUCUCAUCGACGCCGAUCGCGAAGAAGAACAGCGGCCGAAGGGCACUGUUUCCCAAUCGGCCCUUCGAUUUGUCCCUGGAGCAGGAAGAGCAUGAGAAAAGCAACUCCUUGAAUAACAACUGUGAAAUCGAAGUGGUCCAGGAAGAUGCGGACCAGGAAGCGUUGGAAGAGCAACGGCAGCUUGACGAAAUGAAUGGAAACAAACCAGUGCCCAAAAUUAUCGGUGGAAGUUUCGGCAUGCGAGCGAGUCCGGUGAAGAAGGGAAUAGACGGAUUCCUAUUUCGGAAGUACCGGGAAAGGUUGCAGAAUUCGUUCGCCACGAUAUACGAUGAUGACGAUGACGACGUGGAUAGCGGAAAAAAUGAUACCCGGGAAGAAUUAGCAGAGGUUGAGCGAUCCGUCGGCAACGGGGAAGGGAACUUCAGCUAUUUUUGCGAUGAAAACAAUUCAUUCUACGAGGGAACGAACAUUACGGAUUCGCCCUCGUUCAAGGAACGCAAACUGCGACUUACCGACACCGAGAAGGGAUUGGAGAUUAUCGGUCGGACCUUGGCCGAGGAUCACGAAGUCGGUUGGAACGAGUACUGGAGCUUCCUGGGUACGUUCAGCGAUCUUAGGAGCAACGACGGUUUGCAACAACUCGAAGACUAUCUCCGAAAACGUCAACUACAACUAGAUCUUACGGAACAAGAAGCGCUCCUGAAAACGUCCCGUCUCCCGGUGCCUGUGAACAAGCUACUGCCAUCACUCGAAAAACCAAACGACAGUCUCGGAUCGAUCUGUGACGCCUUGGACAAGAUGUCCCUGGCGGAUGCAGCCCUCCGAUCGUCGCCUCAAAUAACAGCCGUCACCUUCCGCAAGCGACUGGUUAUUCAACCGAGUGCCGCUCCUCCCAUAGUACUGGAACCGGAACCGAUCCGGUCCAGAAUCACCAACCCGUACCUGUGCCUGCACAACUCGCUGCAGGUGUUUGCCAAACGGUUCGUCAAGAAUCUGGACGAGAGCAGCUGUACCACCAUGACGAUGGAUUUCGGGUCGUUCUUCCAGCAAGCCGUGGUGGACUGCGUCCGGAAGCUGAACACCAUGGUCGACAACUACCGGAAGGAUGCCGCCUUCGGGUCGAUCGAAUUCAGCAAAGUGCAUUCGCGGUACGCUCAGCUGAUUGUGAUCAACAUCGAACAGCAGCGGGAGACGGCCCAAGGAGUGAUCCACCGUCUGAAAGUCCUGCUGGACAAGAGCCGGGAGCUGAACUCGGCCAGCAAGUAUCCGGAUCUGCAGGACAGUUUGAUUUGCCUGCAGAACUUUCUCGAUUUCUACAUCUUGAAGAAGGCGGAGCUGAUGAACGGUGGCUGCAGCCAGCCGGAUCAAGAGAGCAACGGAUCCCAAACGGAAAUCAGCUGCAGUCGAACGUGGCGCGAGGACCCAUUGGUACACUGCUGUAACUGCCGAAUCGACGGAGUGUACGCCAAGAAGGGUAGCCUGGAGAGGUUGAACAAGCGCCGGGAACAGCGGAAGAAGGCUGCCGCUGCUGCGGUGAUCCGUAGUAACAGCAGUCCGAUGGUGCCGGUCCUGAGUGGACUGGUUUCUAGUCUAGAGCGGACGGCGUCGGCGGGUAAUUUCGAUACGUACCGGAAUCCCACGACGAUGGCGUUUGGCGAGGUGUCCGAUGAGGAGGACGAGGAGUACUUUAGUUGCAGCGAUUCGGAGCUGGAAGUCGAUUCCGAUUCGGACGAUGCGAAUGUGUGCUUCGAGACGCCUCCGUCGAGUCCUUCAUUCUUCUCGCAGAAGUCGGACUUGUUCGAUUUUAGUUCGCUAUCGUCGGCGGAUGACGGGGUGGUUAGCGGUGACGAGAAGGAGGACCAAUUCCUGGACACCAACGGAGAUCUGGAUGAGGAAGAGAGUAGUGCAGGUAGCAGUGAUAGCAAGGAGGCGCAAUACAGGAUCUUCAUAGAAGAACAGGAGCCGAGCAAACAGGACGUGGAUGUGCUGAAUGUGAUCGAGAAGCGCGUGAUAGAUCAGGGCAAGUUUCCUCAUGUGCAUGAAUGGAGGAAAGCGAUGCUCAGAUUGUCUGUGGAGGAGAGGGACAGGUUAUCCUCCAAGACGCAGAAGUCACGUUGGCGUGCUGCAAUUCAGGGAGGUGUUUCGGUGGCAGAUCUCAGCAACAGUAUCCCCAUUGUCGGCGAGCAAUCGCCUCCAGGUAGUCCGGCUGGUUCCGUUUCCAAAGUGGUUCGGACAGGAAGUGCGGGCGACGCCGGUUCCGACAACCUAAUGUCUGCCUCUCUCAACGGACAACUCAGUUUGAUGAACGUGUCCGAUUACGCCGGGAAACUUCAUCAGCGAGUGGUUCCGGCACCGCCCUCGUAGUCGUUCCACGGUAGUGCAUCUUGGAAGGUUAGUUUUUCGUUCGAUUUUGUCGUUUAUUUUAGUCGAUUCGCCGCGCCGGAUCCUUUGUUUUAACCGUUAUUCAUUGUUUAAGUGAUUUUACAUUAUUUAAUCGGGCUACCGCAACGCGGAGCAUCAACAGACUAUUGUUUCUUUCCCCCAAAUGCUGGGUAGAAACUGUUAAACAAAACCGGAAACUUAUGAUUAGGCCACUUAAACUAGUGUAACACAAACCGGAAGAAGCCUGCCAAAUAACAAAAUCGCGUUCCGAGAACUGAAAAGUCAACUCACAAAACAAUUCCUCGUGAUCGUCAUCACCGCAAACAAGAAACUAACAAACAAAAAACGUGAACCAGUGUCUAUCGUAAGACUCGCCUUUUUUCCGUUUUACAUAUAACAUUAUCCUUAAUAUGAGCUAAGUAAUUAUGAACAUUAUUAAACAAAUCUAGCUAAAGAAUUACAAACAAUAGUCAAUUAGGUGUCGCCGUCG
Messenger RNA from Ochlerotatus camptorhynchus, 4349 nucleotides. RefSeq names its product ankyrin repeat and LEM domain-containing protein 2 homolog. Bases 431 to 3841 code for a protein of 1136 amino acids. The record is from RefSeq and is a predicted model, not a curated record. NCBI's taxonomy places the organism in Eukaryota, Metazoa, Arthropoda, Insecta, Diptera, Culicidae. Gene Ontology annotation, molecular function: protein phosphatase 2A binding. Gene Ontology annotation, biological process: negative regulation of phosphorylation. The transcript has 7 exons. Gene Ontology annotation, cellular component: endoplasmic reticulum.